CUAUUGCUCUUGCUUUUUUCCCUUGCUUUAGACUUCAAGCUCUUUCCGGCGAAACAUAUUAGUGUGGCUUGACUUAUUGUGGCGCUCUUGAUCUUCCCCUCCAAUUGUGGCUACUCAGGUACGCAAAGCUACCCGACAUACCCACGAUGACCUCAUCGGCCUAUAGGAAAUGAGAAGAAGAGUUAACCGAGCACUAAUACCAAUAAAUUUCAUCACACCUGCAUCCUUAUAGAAAUUCUUUCUUUAACUUGCUUCCUGUAUUACUAAAACACUCAGACAUGGGGUACGGGUUCGAAUUUGCCAGACAAUGAUCUCACGAUUCGCAAGUUCCUGCCCCAGGAGCUUGCCUGGCUUGAGGACUCCGAGCUCAAUACUGAGGCCCAGACCCAUCAUCACCCCACGUUACCAGCUAAGGUGGACCCCAGCACUGAGAGCUUGGGAGAGUACCACAACGGGGGAAGGGAAGAGCGGACAUAUUGACGCAGCUCCGAAUGAGUCUAUUCUAUGGAUCGACAAUCUGUUUCCCCUGAGACUUUCCGGCUUGUUACGAGCACCAUGGAAGAGCCCCGACGAAGAUCUUUCCAAGUUGAUGGAGAGAUUUGAAAGCUCAUCGCUAGGUAUGCUAGAUCCAAUUAAUCUAGUCAAGCGUGCCAUUCCCGAGACAGCCCCAGUCAAGAUCACGGAAAUUCUACCUCGUCUCAAGGACGGUGGUGCAUUCGUCAAAUUCACUUAUCCGGCCAACGUGCCUGUUCAGGAGAUCGAAUCGACCAUAACCAAAUCCCUUCAGGAGAAACCUGUGAAGCCAUUUUUCAGUUUCUGGAGAGGAGUUCAGGCUGGAUUGGUCCAAGGCGUCCCCUGGCUGGAGGAUCUGCACAGAUUCCCUAACGAUCGCCUGAGGGUCGAGUUUGUCCCCAAGGUUCCUGGCGAACAAGCAGUUGAAUUGUCUCAAGAGACCCUGUAUAGCUUAUUCCGCCGGUAUGGCAAGAUUGCCGAGAUUAGUUCACAGCCCUGGGAUUCCAAGGUUCUCCCGCGAUACGCCCAUGUCGACUUUGCUCUCGUAAGGGACGCCAUCAUGGCACGAAAUUGCUUGCAUGGCUUCGUCGUUCCAGAAAAGCUCGGCGGCGGCAAGCUCGGAACAAAACUUCAGAUGUCCUAUGAACAGCGAGCUAGGCAACAUCGGUUCUGGGACUGGAUAUCGAGCCACCCAAGGAUCGUCAUUCCUGUUAUAGUCGCACUAUUAACCGGACUCACCGUCAUCAUAUUCGACCCUAUCCGGUCUUUCUUCGUCAAGGCCCACGUCACACAGAAAUACCGCCUCAGCAACAGCAGACUAUAUAGAUGGCUUCGGCAACGAACAUUUGAUAUCUUAAGCCUCAAAAGGGAGAAAGUGGACCAGGCAGGACUGAACGCACUUUGGACUCAUAGAAAAGACCUAAUCGAUCAGAUCCAGAAAUGGCUUUUAGAAACCACUGGAACCUUCAUUGUCGUCCAAGGGCCUCGUGGUUCUGGCAAGGAGGAAUUGGUGCUAGACCAGGCCCUCAAGGGGAGAAGCAACGUUCUCGUCAUCGAUUGUAAGCCAAUCGUGGAAGCCAGGGGCGAAUCAGCGACGAUCAAGCACAUGGCUGCCUCCGUCGGCUACCGUCCUAUCUUCUCUUGGGCGAACAAUGUUAGCAGCAUGGUCGAGCUAGCUGUCCAGAGCACGACUGGUGUAAAGGCUGGUUUCUCCGAGACGUUGGAGUCGCAAAUUCAGAAAAUCCUGCAGACAACUGCCAGUGCCCUUACAGAGAUCGGUGUCGCGGACCGCAGCAAGAAUGACCCUGAUGCUUCACUCGCUGUCGACGCUUAUCUUGAAGCACAUGCCGAGAAAAGACCUGUGGUCGUGAUAGACAACUUCCUCCAUAAAGGCGACGCUAACACCAUUGUCUACGAAAAGAUUGCCGAAUGGGCGGCUGCUCUCGUCCAAUCUAAUGUCGCCCACGUCAUCUUCCUAACUAACGAUACCUCUUAUUCGAAAUCUCUCUCUAAAUUCCUACCCGAUCGUAUCUUCCGCCAGGCCGCUCUUGGUGACCUAUCCCCUGAUGUCGCCAAACGCUUUAUCCUGGGCCACAUUAACAAUGGUGAGGAUCAACCAACCAAAGCAACGGGCGAUUCAAAGGAGCCCUCCGAAAAGCAUCCCCUCAUUCAGCCUGACCUAACCGACCUCGACUCCUGUAUCGACAUCCUUGGCGGGCGACUGACAGACCUCGAGUCGCUCGCGCGACGCCUCAAAGCUGGACAGAGCCCUAAGCAAGCCGUAGCCGAAAUCACCGAGCAGUCCGCCUCCGAGAUCCUGAAGAUGUUCCUCCUACCAGGCAAAACAACCCAUGACGGCGAGCACGCUUGGUCGGUGGAGCAGGCUUGGCACCUAGUCAAGUCCCUAUCCGCGGCCGGCGCCGACGGCCUGCGCUACAACGAGGUCCUCCUGCACGGCGCCUUCGCGUCCUCGACGACGGCGCCCGACGGCGAGUCCGCCCUCGAAGGGCUCGCGAACGCGGAGCUCAUCACGGUGAAGAGCGCCAACGGGCGUCCGGGCAGCAUCACGCCCGGCAAACCCGUGUAUCAGGCCGCGUUCUGCCAGCUCGUGAAAGACAAAGCCUUGGCGGCGAAGAUGGACCUCGCGCUGCUGACGGAGCUCGCCAAGGUCGAGGUCAAGACCAUCGAGAAGGCGGAGGCGGAACUCGCGCUGCUGGGCGGCUUGCCGAAGCAGCCGCGGGAGACGGGGCCAAGGGUCGCGUACCUUCUGGCUAAGCUCGAGGGCGCGCAGAGGAGGAUCGAGGGCUACGAGAGGGAUAUGGCGGGGCUGAAGAAGGUUUUGGGGACGGAGUAUUAGAGUAGAUUAUAUGUAAGGCUUGGCGGUUAGGUCGGGGGUGGGUAUACGAAAAGCAAAAAGAAAAGGCGUAGGUGGGGGUUGGUAGGGUUGGUAGGAAAAAGCAAAAGGGGAACGGUGAAGGCUGUUCUAUAGGUAGAUGGAAAUGGGUACGCGGGGGGAUGAUUGUACGUACGGGGAACGAUUCGAUACCCAACUCAGUUGCUAGAUUCUUGUUCAGGUAUAUAAUGACUUGAUCACACUUUACAACAAUAGGCCUGAUUCGAACUAGAAUAGUUCCGACUCAAACUCGUCUGUCACCUACGCUUACCUUGGUCUAUGGAGCAGAACACGGCACAAGCAAAUAUCAGCAGGAACAGAUAAGAUGGAUGAAUAGAACAGA
Molecule: messenger RNA, 3248 nt
Organism: Annulohypoxylon truncatum
Lineage: Eukaryota; Fungi; Ascomycota; Sordariomycetes; Xylariales; Hypoxylaceae
Product: RNA12 protein-domain-containing protein
Exons: 2
Coding region: 308-2869 (853 amino acids)
Cellular component (GO): mitochondrial inner membrane
Molecular function (GO): RNA binding
Source: RefSeq, a predicted model, not a curated record